AUGACUACUUCCAAAAGCCGUCUCGCUCGUUUGCCCAAAUGGAUCAGCUUCUGGCUAGGCUAUCGAGAAACACCCCCGCCCCCUGAGCCUGCUUACGCCGCUUGGCUCUGGUCCUUCAUCGGUGCAUUUAGCGGAAUCUCCCUCGUCCAAGCCCUCUUUGGCCAUGUUCCCUACUUCGUCAACAAGGGUGUGCCUUCAAUUGGAGCGACUGCCGUCCUCAUCUAUGGUGCGAUUGAAUCCCCUUUGGCUCAACCUCGCAAUGUGAUGGGAGGCCACUUCAUAUCCGCGAUUAUCGGAAUCUGCAUCACCAAGCUCUUCCUCCUCCUACCCACCGAAGAACGAUUCAUGGAGCUUUGCUGGCUAGCUGGAUCCCUCUCGUGUGCGGUUGCGCUGGUGAUUAUGCAGAUGACUGGAACGACUCACCCUCCUGCGGGCGCUACCGCUCUCCUCGCCGCUAUCAACCCAGAGAUUCGGCGCAUAGGUUGGCUGUACAUCCCCGUCGUCAUCUUAUCGUCGACGAUCGCUGUCUUGGUCGCGCUGUUCACCAACAACAUGCAGCGAAGGUACCCUACUUACUGGUGGACGCCCGAUGACGUCGACGAGAAGAAGGGACCUAUCUUGCCGACGGUCACGCCCAUGUCCUCGGAGCCGCCUACUCCUACGGACUCGACGGCCGUUUCGAGGCGAACAAGUAUCAGCUCGUUCGACGGCAACUUCGAUUUUGAAAAGGAGCUGCAGAAGCACCAGGACAAGAUUCAGAAGGCCCAGGAGGAACGAGACAAGGAGGAGAAGGAGGAAAAGGAGGCUGUGAAGCCUGGAGAUCACAACGUCUAG
Molecule: messenger RNA, 834 nt
Organism: Coprinopsis cinerea okayama7#130
Lineage: Eukaryota; Fungi; Basidiomycota; Agaricomycetes; Agaricales; Psathyrellaceae
Product: HPP family protein
Exons: 3
Coding region: 1-834 (277 amino acids)
Source: RefSeq, a predicted model, not a curated record